CAGUUGGAGGUCUAACCCAGGGAAGCAUGGGUAAAUGAAGUCCAAAGGAAACAGAGUGAAUGAACAUUGACGUUCUCCUUUCUUUCCCCUCCAGCCCCAGAAUGUUGACCAUUGCUCUUCUUGCCCUUGUCUGCGCAUCAGCCUCGGCCAAUGCCAUUCAGGCUAGGUCCUCCUCCUACAAUGGAGAGUAUGGAGGCGGUGGAGGCGAGCGAUUCUCCCAUUCUGGUUACCAGCUGGAGGGUCCCAUCACUGCCAUCCGUAUCCGGGUCAACAGAUACUACAUCGUAGGCCUCCAGGUGCGCUAUGGCAAGGUGUGGAGCGACUAUGUGGGUGGCACCCAGGGAGACCUGGAGGAGAUUUUCCUGCACCCCGGGGAGUCAGUGAUCCAGGUGUCUGGCAAGUACAAGUACUACCUGAGGAAGCUCGUCUUCGUGACUGACAAGGGCCGGUACCUGCCUUUUGGGAAAGACACAGGCACAAGUUUCAAUGCUGCCCCCUUGUACCCCAACACCGUGCUACGCUUCAUCAGCGGCCGAUCUGGUGCCCUCAUCAAUGCCAUCGGCCUGCACUGGGAUGUCUAUCCCAGCGAUUGUGGCAGUUGCUGAACUGCAGCCUUGCCCUGGGCCGGGCACUGCAGUGGGGCUGUGAGAACUACCUUACCACCAACUCCACCUACAGGGUUCAAUAAAAAUAAUAAUAAAAGGACAUAGCUGACGCUGGAGUGUAUGUGGGUGUGUGCAGCUGGGACCCGCCUCCUGACUCUGGCUGUGGAUGUGUGAAUCUCCUUUCUGGCUAUCUGUUGGAUGUCUCUCUGGUGAAGAGUGGGAGGGAGAGAGAGAGAGAGAGAGGUGUAAUGUCUUGGGCUUUUCUUCAUAGUUUAUCAAGAAGAGGAAAGAUUCUGUCUUGCUCCAACUCUUUUUUUUCAAGGAUGGCUCCUGACACUAGUUUAUCCAAACUGGGGCUCCAAGCCUGAGAGUGCGGCCUAGCUUACUGCCCAAACCCCAGAUGUCCAACUCUCUAGACCAUGUCUCCCUUGAGAUAGUGUCUCCCCAC
Messenger RNA from Panthera uncia (snow leopard), 1053 nucleotides. It is a transcript of the gene ZG16, whose product is annotated as zymogen granule protein 16. NCBI's taxonomy places the organism in Eukaryota, Metazoa, Chordata, Mammalia, Carnivora, Felidae. The transcript is spliced from 3 exons. Bases 60 to 605 code for a protein of 181 amino acids. The record is from RefSeq and is a predicted model, not a curated record.